This is a messenger RNA of Pogona vitticeps (central bearded dragon), 5713 nucleotides long. RefSeq names its product kinesin family member 5B (gene KIF5B). Gene Ontology annotation, biological process: microtubule-based movement. The record is from RefSeq and is a predicted model, not a curated record. Gene Ontology annotation, molecular function: microtubule motor activity; microtubule binding; ATP binding. NCBI's taxonomy places the organism in Eukaryota, Metazoa, Chordata, Lepidosauria, Squamata, Agamidae.
ACCGUUUUUGCGCCUGCGCCGUCCAUCUGAGGCGGCGCGAGCUCUUGGCGUUCUCUGCAGAGGGUGACGUCACCGGCUCCCUGCCCGAACUGCCGACUCCGCCUCUGCCCGGAGAAGGGGAGGGCCUGGAUUCGCCGGCUGCAGGCGCCCCCAUGGCUGCCAUAUUGGAAGGGAAGUGAAUGCGGGAGGCGGCCGCGGCCUGGGCGGAGCAGCCCUUCCCCCAUUCUUCGGGCAGCGGGUCUCCUGACGGGGGUGGCCGGCAAGAGCCCCCUUCCCCGGGCAGAGCCAGGGGAAGGAGAAGGCGGCGGUGGGGACAAGGGGGCGGCGGCGGCGGCUUGGCCUGUUUGAACGCCCGGGAGGCGGCGGCGGCCUAAGAUGGCGGACCCGGCGGAGUGCAACAUCAAAGUGAUGUGUCGCUUCAGGCCCCUUAACGACUCGGAGGUGACUCGGGGCGACAAGUACAUCGCCAAGUUCCAGGCCGAAGACACGGUUGUCAUCGCGUCUAAGCCUUAUGUGUUUGACCGUGUAUUCCAGUCGCACACAUCACAGGAACAAGUGUAUAAUGAUUGUGCAAAAAAGAUUGUCAAAGAUGUACUUGAAGGAUACAACGGUACAAUAUUUGCUUAUGGACAAACUUCAUCUGGAAAGACUCAUACGAUGGAGGGGAAACUACAUGAUCCAGAUGGAAUGGGGAUCAUUCCAAGAAUAGUACAAGAUAUUUUUAAUUAUAUUUAUUCCAUGGAUGAAAAUUUGGAGUUUCAUAUUAAGGUAUCAUAUUUUGAAAUUUAUCUGGAUAAAAUAAGGGACCUUUUGGAUGUCUCAAAGACCAAUCUUUCUGUUCAUGAGGACAAGAAUAGAGUACCCUACGUAAAGGGCUGCACUGAACGUUUUGUAUGUAGUCCAGAUGAAGUUAUGGAUACUAUAGAUGAAGGAAAAUCUAACAGACAUGUAGCAGUUACAAACAUGAACGAACAUAGCUCUCGAAGUCAUAGCAUUUUUCUCAUUAAUGUAAAGCAAGAAAAUACUCAAACAGAGCAGAAAUUGAGUGGGAAGCUGUAUCUUGUAGACUUGGCAGGUAGUGAAAAGGUUAGUAAAACAGGAGCUGAAGGUGCUGUACUGGAUGAAGCUAAGAAUAUCAACAAAUCUUUGUCAGCUCUUGGAAAUGUCAUUUCUGCUUUAGCUGAAAAUAGUACAUACGUUCCAUAUCGUGACAGUAAAAUGACUAGAAUCUUGCAAGAUUCAUUAGGUGGCAACUGUAGAACCACAAUCGUCAUUUGCUGUUCUCCAUCAUCUUACAACGAAUCUGAAACAAAAUCUACGCUGUUGUUUGGUCAAAGAGCCAAGACUAUCAAGAACACAGUAUGUGUCAAUGUAGAACUUACUGCAGAACAAUGGAAGAAAAAAUAUGAAAAAGAGAAAGAGAAAAACAAGACAUUGCGGAAUACCAUACAGUGGCUUGAAAAUGAGCUCAAUAGGUGGCGUAAUGGUGAAACUGUUCCUGUUGAUGAACAAUUUGACAAGGAAAAAGCCAAUUUGGAAGCAUUUGCAGUGGACAAAGAUAUUACUAUUACUAAUGAUACACCAACUGCUACUAUUGGAGUGGUUGGCAAUUUUACUGAUGCUGAAAGGAGAAAGUGUGAGGAAGAAAUAGCUAAAUUGUAUAAGCAACUAGAUGACAAGGAUGAAGAAAUUAAUCAGCAGAGCCAGUUGGUAGAAAAACUAAAAACACAGAUGUUGGAUCAGGAAGAGCUUCUAGCAUCUACCAGGAGGGACCAAGAUAAUAUGCAAGCUGAACUGAAUCGCCUUCAAGCUGAAAACGAUGCCUCUAAAGAGGAAGUAAAAGAAGUCCUCCAAGCCCUUGAGGAGCUUGCUGUCAACUAUGAUCAAAAGUCGCAGGAAGUGGAAGACAAGGCAAAGGAAUAUGAGCUGCUCAGUGAUGAAUUAAAUCAGAAAUCGAUGACAUUAGCUAGUAUAGAUGCAGAACUUCAAAAACUAAAAGAAAUGACCAAUCACCAGAAAAAACGUGCAACAGAAAUGAUGGCAUCUCUUUUGAAAGACCUUGCGGAAAUAGGAAUUGCUGUAGGCAAUAACGACGUGAAGCAACCAGAAGGAACUGGUAUGAUAGAUGAGGAAUUUACAGUUGCAAGACUUUACAUCAGUAAGAUGAAAUCUGAAGUGAAAACUAUGGUAAAACGCUGCAAGCAGUUAGAAAGUACACAAACAGAAAGCAAUAAGAAGAUGGAAGAAAAUGAAAAAGAGCUAGCAGCCUGUCAGCUGCGUAUAUCACAGCAUGAAGCGAAGAUCAAGUCACUCACAGAGUAUCUUCAGAAUGUGGAACAGAAGAAAAGACAGCUUGAAGAGUCUGUGGAUUCCCUUAAUGAAGAGCUAGUUGAGCUUCGAGCACAAAAAAAAGUUCAUGAAAUGGAGAAGGAGCACUUAAACAAGGUUCAAACUGCAAAUGAAGUCAAGCAAGCUGUUGAGCAGCAAAUUCAAAGUCACCGUGAGACUCAUCAGAAGCAGAUUAGCAGCCUGAGGGAUGAAAUUGAAGUAAAGGAGAAACUAAUCACUGAACUGCAAGAUCAAAAUCAGAAGAUGAUGCUUGAACAGGAAAGACUGAGAAUUGAGCAUGAUAAACUGAAAGCUACAGAUCAAGAGAAAAGCAAGAAACUGCACGAACUUACGGUUAUGCAAGAUAGAAGAGAACAAGCAAGACAGGAUUUAAAAGGUUUAGAAGAGACUGUGGCCAAAGAACUUCAGACCCUGCACAAUCUUAGAAAGCUGUUUGUUCAAGAUUUGGCUACUAGGGUUAAGAAGAGUGCAGAGAUUGAUUCGGAUGACACUGGGGGCAGUGCAGCCCAAAAACAGAAGAUUUCUUUUCUUGAGAAUAAUCUUGAACAGCUCACAAAAGUGCAUAAACAGCUGGUACGUGAUAAUGCAGAUCUUCGCUGUGAGCUUCCAAAACUGGAGAAGCGACUCAGAGCUACAGCUGAGAGAGUUAAAGCUUUGGAGUCAGCACUGAAGGAAGCCAAAGAGAAUGCAUCCCGUGAUCGCAAGCGGUAUCAGCAAGAAGUGGAUCGGAUUAAGGAGGCUGUGAGAUCAAAGAAUAUGAUCAGAAAGGCACAUUCUGCACAGAUUGCUAAGCCUAUUCGUCCUGGUCAGCAUCCAGCAGCUUCUCCAACUCAUCCAAGUGCAAUUCGUGGGGGAGGCGCUUUUACUCAGAACAGCCAGCCAGUUGCUGUACGUGGAGGUGGAGCACGGCAAGAGAAAGUGUAAAUAUACAUUACCGAGAUGCUGAAAAAUACACGCAGCAUGAAGACGAUUGGCUACUGCAGUGAGAGUCAUUCCAUGACAGUGAUUUCUAUCUGUCUCUCCUGGGGACUAUAGGAUUAUUUUUUGAAAACUGUAUAAAACUAUUCCGGUCUGUACAGCUCUCCUCAUUCUAUGAAUUUGGCUAAUUGAUUCCCAACAAAACUAAGAAAAAAAUGUUCUUCUUGGAAAAUUGACGUGUAACUUUAAAAUGUAGCUCUCAUUACAUGAUCUGUCUUUCACGUCUUAAAUUUAGUAUGCACUGUGCCAAGUUGAAUGUAUGUGAAAGCAACAUCUUAGUUUAAAAUUUUUCCUAGCUUAAUUUAUGUAUAUUUAAUGGUCUUAGGGAAUGUGGAACAAUGUUGAGUUAAGUUUGAAUUUUACCACUUUUAAUAACACUACUUGGCCCACUCUUGAAUUAGAGCAGCACUGUACAUUAAACGUGCCCACAUGGCUGUAUAGAAUAUAAGACUAAAAUUAUUUGUACAGUAUGCAAUUACUGAGGUGUGCUUAUGACGACUGCCUUUAGACACCGAAGUCGCAAAUACCAUGGAACUAAGGACUUAUUUUCCGGUGCGGCUGCUUAACUGUCGAUUAAAACUUUGUUAUCAGGUUAAUGAGUUAAUACUGAGUAGCAAGUAGUAAGUGUAAGUUUACGUGGCAGGACUUGGCAAAGACUUUCAUCUGUUCCUGAUUAUACAGAAAACAGUGGGAUGAGGUGAAAACAUUCUGCUUCAUCUUGAUGAGCCUAUCAGUGGUAACCAGAGCUGUAUGAAUUCAGUAAACGGCUAUGGUGAGACACAAAUCGGGACACUGUAGAACUGCGCUUGCAUUUAGUGCUUCAAGUUUUACUAUACUUCGCUCACCUACAAAUUGGACUUAAACUUUAAGCAUGUGUGAGUUGAUUGAAUAAUUGGAACAAGCUGAAUAAAGCAGGCAAUGUAAGUGUUAAGAAUGGCAAGAAGUGUCAGAUGAGUUUAAGAGUUGUGUUACACUGAAAAUGUACUGUAACUUUUUUUGUAAAUCUAAAGUUGUGUAAAUGUCCACUGCUCCAGACAUCUUGCUGCCUUUCAUUUUUUGCAAGCAACAUGCUGAGUCUUGAUUUUAAAAGAUGAGUUUUGCCCUAUGAAAUAGCACUUGAAGCUACAUGCCAUGAAGUUGAAAUAAUGCCUUUGAUGAGGAUUUCUUGCUUGGUAUAUUUCAAAGGUUUUACUAGGCAUUCUUGUCAGCCACUAGAUUUGUAGAAGCCAAAAAGAAGAAACCAACAGUGGAGAGAUUGUGAAUAACUGCUUUUCCAGAGUACGUUGAUGCCAGUUUUGUAUCUCAGUACAAUACAUUCACAGGCACUUGAGGGAGGAAAGGUUUUCUGUAGAUCUUUGACUAAUUUUUUUACAAAUGCAGAUAUUUGUACUAUGAUGGAGCUUACUAUGAUGGAGCUUAGCAAUAGAAGAAUUAGACUUCUUUUCUCCCUGUUUUCCAUGUCUUUUUUUAUUUUUUUUAAAUAAUAGUCUUCAGAGGCUGACUUUAAAUUGGUCAGACCCUUGUUAGUUUGAACUGUCAUAACAUAAGCCUGUUCUUUUUGUGCUUGAAUUAAACACUCCAAACUUAAGAUGAAGGGGUUCUGGAAAGUAAGAGGGGGACUUGUACAAGGGGAAAGGGUAUUUAAGAACGAUUUGUAAAUGUUUUCAGUUACAAUGUCAGGUAGACAUACAGUUUUAGUCCCGAUUUGGUUUAAACAGUUUCAAGUCUGGUUUCCUGGCCUGGCAUUAUACUCAAAUGAAGCAGGAUAUUUUCUCAUGGCUGUUUAUGGUAGUUUCAUUUCUGUAAGAAAUGUAUCACAGGUUUUGGUGCUGACAUGGCUGUGUAAUUAAGCAGUUAAAUAAACUGUAACUAGCAUGUAGAUCAAAAUGUACAUCAUUUUUAUAUCUGUUUUUUAUUUUAACCUUCUAUGAAAUUUAUUAAGAACUGCGACUUAGACUUUCAAAAGAACUAUUUUGGUUCCUUGGAUCACCUAUGGUAGAUUGCAUGGACAUGACAACUACAGGGUUUAUAAAUUUAAAACCUUAAAUCUGCAAUAGAAUUUGCAAUGCAUUGUUGUUCCGCUCUGAAGCCCUUCAGUCUUUAAUUCCUCCAAGUCAUUUAAAAAUGACUUAGGGCAAGAAGUGAGUGACAUGAAAAAACUCUAUUUAUUCAAGGAAAUCAACUAAAUUAUUUGCAUAACAUUACUGAUAAAAUACUUUAAUUUAGACUUGAAAUGACAAAGGUUUUCCUGUGGACACCAUUAUUUGUUCUCAGUACAUGAGGAUGCAUUGAAGAAUACAUGGUUUGAAGAAAAUGCCAUAUAGUUAACUACCUGCAUGCUGUAAAUGUUUUUUGUGUGUUAAAUAAAUAAAAUCUUUGAAUAUUA